Molecule: messenger RNA, 1026 nt
Organism: Hyaloscypha bicolor E
Lineage: Eukaryota; Fungi; Ascomycota; Leotiomycetes; Helotiales; Hyaloscyphaceae
Exons: 3
Coding region: 1-1026 (341 amino acids)
Source: RefSeq, a predicted model, not a curated record
AUGUACGAGUCAUGGAUCCGUAUUGUUUCGUUCAUCCUAUUGUCCUUUCUUGCCCUUCCCGUUGAGUCUCUGCCGAAGAACAAGGGUACGGCGACCACAGGGACGACAUCUAAUACCAAGGCCAACGCUGCCGCUGCCGCUGCCGCUUCUUCUUCCGGUGGAAUAACGAAAGCAACGGAUGGAUCAACAAUUCUGGACAAGACCGUGACGAUUAACGGCCUGUCAAUUCGCUACAAGAUCAGUGCCCCAGCCAAAUCAUUCACAGCAGCUUCUGGAGUUACAGGUGCAGCAGCCACGGCCAAUUCGACAGGAACGGCCGGCUUAAAUGUCCUCUUACAUGGAGAUGGUGGACAAUCGUUCUUCGACUUUCCGAAUCAAGCAGUCCAGAACAACCUCAUGGGCGUUGUCGUCCUUGCGCCAAACAAAAAUCUCUUUUGGGGUGGCGGGAGUGGUUUACAGCGAACCGAUGGGGUUGCACAUGCUGCAGCGGUCAACUCACUUAUCCAAAAUCAACUUCCGAAAGACAUGGCAUUCGAUCCUGGAAAUGUUUUCUUCACUGGUGUCUCUGGAGGAUCGCUUCUCCUGUCUGGAUUCUUCGUUCCAGCUUUCGGAGCGCAAUACAAGACCGGCGUGGUGCUGAAUUGUGGUGCCCUAGUCCCACAAGUCAAUGUUGCCAAUGCUGCAACCCUUGCUACAAGCAUGAAGAUCCAUUUCCAGAGUACUCAGGACGAGCUCGCACUUCUUCAGCCAGCAAUUCCAAAAGCUAUCACGGCGUAUGAGAAGCUCGCUACGACCGCGGGAAUGUCGGCAGCGCAAAUUGGAGUCACGCAGACCGUGGAUAACACGCCCAAUGGAGGUGGGCAUUGCGGAUUUGACGGCAAGGGCUUCGUGACCGGCGUUCAGUUGAUGUCAACCAAUUAUGCCAACAUCAUGGGAGCGAAUGCAACGGGUCAAGUUACUGGGAUCGGAAAUGUAAAAAAGACUGUUGUCGGGAACGAGGCAUUGAAGUUCACCAGCGCCACGUAG